ACAACACCAUCUUCUCUUUUAUAACGAACAGUCUCUCUCUCUCUCUCUCUCUCUCUUCCAAAAACUUCGAAACUGCCUCUCUUUCACGGUUCCAGGGAAAAAAUAAAAACACCAUGCCUGAGGCUCCAAACUGCUCAUUGAAACCCACAGACCACAAUCUUGCAGAGAAGAACAAGAAGACUCUUCUGUUCAUUGAAGAUAUCACGACCAACGCUGACGAGGUUCAGAAGCGAGUUCUUUCUGAAAUCGUCUCUCGCAAUGCUAACGUAGAGUACUUGCAGAGGCACGGCCUCAAAGGUCACACUGAUCGCGAGACCUUCAAGAAAGUCAUGCCUGUGAUUGCCUACGAGGAUAUCCAAGCGGAUGUCACUCGUAUCGCCAAUGGCGACACUUCCCCAAUCCUCUGCUCAAGCCCCAUUUGUGAGUUCUUGACGAGCUCGGGCACUUCGGCAGGAGAGAGAAAAUUGAUGCCCACAAUUGAAGAGGACAUGGAGAGGAGGUCACUGUUCUAUAGCCUCUUGAUGCCGGUGAUGAGCCAAUACGUUCCUGGCCUAGACAAAGGCAAAGGAAUGUACUUUUUGUUCAUAAAAUCCGAGGCCAAGACACCUGGAGGCCUUCUGGCUCGCCCGGUACUCACUAGCUAUUACAAAAGCUCCCACUUCACAGAAAGGCCAUAUGACCCUUACACAAACUAUACCAGCCCAAACGAAACCAUCCACUGCCUUGACUCCUACCAAAGCAUGUAUACACAACUACUUUGUGGCCUCUGCCAAAACAAGGAAGUCCUAAGGGUUGGCGCAGUUUUCGCCUCCGGCUUCAUUCGCGCAAUCCGGUUCCUCGAGAAGCAUUGGGCUUCUCUUUGCAAGGAUAUUAGAACCGGAACCAUCAACGCCCAAAUUUCUGACCCCGUAGUCCGAGGGGCCGUCAUGAAGAUCCUCAAACCUGAUCCCAAGCUUGCAGAUUUCAUUGAGGUAGAGUGCGGCAAAGAUUCUUGGCAAGGAAUCAUAACUAGGUUGUGGCCAAACACCAAGUAUGUGGAUGUGAUUGUAACUGGGACCAUGUCACAGUACAUUCCAACUCUUGAUUACUAUAGCAAUGGCCUCCCCAUUGUGUGCACCAUGUACGCAUCCUCUGAAUCUUACUUCGGUGUCAACCUUAAUCCUCUUUGCAAGCCUAGUGAAGUUUCAUACACGCUCAUUCCCACCCUGUGCUAUUUCGAGUUUCUGCCUGUCAAUAGAAACAUUAAUGGGGUCAUUAACUCUCCCUCCCUGCCCGAAUCUCUCAGUGAAAAAGAACACGACGAGCUGGUGGAUCUAGUUGACGUCAAGCUUGGGGAAGAAUAUGAGCUUGUUGUUACAACUUAUUCUGGACUCUAUCGCUACAGAGUUGGAGAUGUGCUUCGAGUGGCCGGAUUCAAGAACAAGGCCCCCCAGUUCAGCUUCUUAUGCCGGAAAAAUGUGGUCCUCAGCAUUGAUUCUGAUAAGACUGAUGAAGUUGAGCUGCAAAAUGCAGUGAAAAUUGCUGUGAACCAUUUGAUGCCAUUCGAUGCAACUGUGGCUGAAUACACUAGUCACGCGGACACUACAACCAUCCCAGGCCACUAUGUUCUAUUCUGGGAAGUUAGCCUCAAUGGGCCAACCCCAAUUCCAUCCUGUGUGUUUGAGGACUGCUGCUUGACCAUGGAAGAGUCCCUCAACAGCGUGUACCGCCAAGGCCGUGUCUCGGACAAGUCGAUUGGCCCUCUAGAGAUAAAGAUUGUUGAGCCUGGGACAUUCGAUAAGCUCAUGGAUUACGCCAUUAGUUUAGGCGCGUCCAUAAACCAGUACAAGACCCCGAGGUGUGUGAAAUUUUCACCCAUUGUUGACCUCUUGAACUCGAGGGUUGUGUCAAACCACUUUAGCCCCAAAUGCCCCAAGUGGGUUCCGGGCCAUAAGCAAUGGAACAAUCAGGAUUGAAGGAAAUGAGGGACUGCGCACUAGUAGUCUUGGUAGCUUUCACGGAGAUUCACAAUAACUGUUUUUGUGAUCACGAUCUUAGGGAAAAACUAUUUAUCAUUUUUAGGUUAACCUCGUGCUUUUUAUGUUUUUUUUUUUAGUCGUUGUCUAAUAUGCAUAGACUUUGAAUCAUCCCAUGUACAAAAAUUGUUCCUGUUUCGAGGAAAGCUUCUCUUAUUUUCCUUUAGUUCCUUUCUCUAUAUAUGCCAGUCGUUUCAGGCUUCA
This is a messenger RNA of Juglans regia (Persian walnut), 2219 nucleotides long. RefSeq names its product indole-3-acetic acid-amido synthetase GH3.6-like. The transcript is spliced from 3 exons. NCBI's taxonomy places the organism in Eukaryota, Viridiplantae, Streptophyta, Magnoliopsida, Fagales, Juglandaceae. The record is from RefSeq and is a predicted model, not a curated record. Gene Ontology annotation, cellular component: cytoplasm. Gene Ontology annotation, molecular function: indole-3-acetic acid amido synthetase activity. The coding region runs from base 114 to 1955 and encodes 613 amino acids.